UUAGUAGAGACGUGGUCUCUUUUGCACAGACGGGUCUCAAAAGAUCCUCCCGCCUCGGCCUCCAGAGUGCUAAGAUGUACAGGCAUCGGCCACCAGAGCGGUCUACUAGUGCCAUUAUUAUCAUACUCAUUUUGUUAAAUAACUUGCGAGGUCAUGCAGCUAGAAAGUUAUAAAAAUCAGGGAGUUAGGGAUCUCACGUAUGCCGCUACUCUACAGCCUGCGUUCUCAAUUACUCUCAGGCGCUUCCCAAGCCGCUGGCGCCGGGAUCUUAUUUGGGUUUGGUUACAUCCUCCCGGCCAGAACGGCGCUUGUUGCAGUUUGUUGGAUGGAUGAAUGGAUAGACGAACAGAAAGAACAAGGUUGCGUCUUCGCAGAGAUGGGAAAUGAACCCCAGAGGUGUGCGCAUUUCUCGUUUGCCCUCCAGCACCUCCCAGCAGCUCUCACCUGCUGGGCGGGGUUGUCUGCAGUACACGCCCCACUUCCGCUUCUGACCCCGCCUCCGGCAGCUGCUGUUCGCUUCGCGUUCCAUAAUUUUGUCCCCAGCGCCGAGCCGUCUCCCCCGCCCUCGCCGCUGCCAUGGCGGCAGCUCCGCCGCUCUCCAAGGCCGAGUAUCUGAAGCGGUACCUGUCCGGCGCAGAUACCGGCGUCGACAGUUCUGAGCCCGGUCGCAAGCGUCGUAAAAAGCGGCCGAAGUCUGGCGGGCCCAGCGGCAAGGGAAUGAGGAUUGUAGAUGAUGAUGUGAGCUGGACAGCUAUUUCUACCACUAAACCCGAAAAGGAAGAAGAGGAAGAGGAUGGAGAUUUGCCUGUGGUGGCUGAGUUUGUGGAUGAGCGGCCAGAAGAGGUAAAGCAGAUGGAGGCCUUUCGUUCCAGUGCCAAAUGGAAGCUUCUGGGAGGCCACAGUGAAGAUCUGACCUCACGUAGUCAUUUUCGUGACGAUACCUCAGAUCCAUCGCCCAAGAGAGCCCGUUAUGAUACCCCGGAUCCAUCUCCUCCCAGGAGGGCCCGUCACGAUACCCCGGAUCCAUCUCCUCCCAGGAGGGUCCGUCACGACACCCCGGAUCCACCUUCUCCCAGGAGGGCCCGUCACGACACCCCGGAUCCGUCUCCUCCCAGGAGGGCCCGUCACGACACCCCGGAUCCAUCUCCUCCCAGGAGGGCCCGUCACGACACCCCGGAUCCAUCUCCUCCCAGGAGGGCCCGUCACGACACCCCGGAUCCAUCUCCUCCCAGGAGGGUCCGUCACGAUACCCCGGAUCCAUCUCCUCCCAGGAGGGUCCGUCAUGAUACCUUGGAUCUUUCUCCUCGUAGGCGAGUCCGUCAUGAUACCCCUGAUCCAUCUCCUCCCAGGAGGGCCCGUCACGAUACCCCGGAUCCAUCUCCUUCCAGGAGGUCCCGUCGUGAUACCCCAGAUCCAUCUCCUCCCAGGAAGGUCCGUCCUGAUUCUCUGGAUUAUUCUCCCCCCAGGAAGUCUCAUCGUAAUUCUACAAGGGUAUCUCCUAGGAAAGUCCAUCAUGACUCAUCGGAUCCAUCUCCUCAUAGGAGAGCCCAUCACAAUUCCUCAGAUGUCUCUUCCCCUAGAAGGGCCCAUAACAGCUCCCCUGACGCAUCUCAGCCUAGGAGGACUCUUGACUCCUUGGACACACGGCAGCUCAGGAGGGCCCGUCAUGACUGUCCUGAAAUGGCACCUGAUGUCACUCGUUCACUGCCCAGAGCCAAAAGCAGUAAAGCCCCAGAAAGAACCUCUAGGAAGACUUCUCCCCAUCAGAAGGGGCCACUGCCAAAGUCCAUCAAACAAGAAUAUGACUCAGACCUCUCUCCUCCACGAAAACAAGCAAAAUCCCAUUUUGGAGAUAAGAAGCAGCCUGAUUCUAAAGGUAACUGCCAGAGAGCCUCUGAUUCAGAUCUUUCUCCUCCACGGAAUAGACCUAGGCACGGAGGCUCUGAUUCUGACCUUUCUCCACCAAGGAGGAGACAGAGGACCAAAUCUUCUGAUUCUGAUCUGUCUCCACCUCGAAGGAGUCAGCCUCCUGGAAAGAAGGCUGCACAUAUGUAUUCUGGGGCUAAGACUGGGUUGGUGUUAACUGACGUCCAGCGAGAGCAGCAGGAGCUCAAGAAAAGGGACCAAGAAACCGUGGCAUUUGAAGCUGAAUCCCAGUAUGCUGAAACCGUAUUUCGAGACAAGUCUGGUCGUAAGAGAAACUUGAAACUGGAGCGGUUAGAGCAAAGGAGGAAAGCAGAGAAGGACUCGGAGAGAGAUGAACUGUAUGCCCAGUGGGGAAAAGGGCUUGCCCAGAGCCGGCAACAGCAGCAAAAUGUAGAGGAUGCCAUGAAGGAGAUGCAAAAGCCUCUGGCCCGCUAUAUUGAUGAUGAAGAUCUGGAUAAGAUGCUGAGAGAACAAGAAAGAGAGGGAGACCCCAUGGCUGAAUUCAUCAAGAAGAAUAAGGCCAAGGAGAACAAGACUAAGAAAGUGAGACCUCGCUACAAUGGUCCAGCACCUCCUCCCAACAGAUUUAAUAUCUGGCCUGGAUAUCGCUGGGAUGGAGUGGACAGAUCCAAUGGAUUUGAACAAAAGCGCUUUGCCAGACUUGCCAGCAAGAAGGCAGUGGAGGAACUUGCCUACAAAUGGAGUGUGGAAGACAUGUAACUUUCCUGAGGCUGUGGGGAUGGCUUUGGGUUAUGUCAGUGGGCGCAGGACAGUAAGACAUCUGUGCUAGUAAUCAGGGCCCACACAAACCAGCAACUUCUUGAACGGUAGCUGUGACCACAGAAGAAUAUUGGAGACCUGAUUUUUGGACUGAGGUACCUGUACUGCUCAGGUCUGACAAUACUGGCUGUUGCUGGCUGUUAGAGGAACCAUUGAUUUCUCAGUGUCCCAGGGUUUCUUCUUGAUGAGGCUUUCUCCUUUUUCUUUUUUUAAAUAAACAUACAUUUAUUUUUUUAAAAUUA
Otolemur garnettii (small-eared galago) is the source of this 2948-nucleotide messenger RNA. RefSeq names its product BUD13 homolog (gene BUD13). The transcript has 10 exons. Gene Ontology annotation, molecular function: RNA binding. Lineage: Eukaryota; Metazoa; Chordata; Mammalia; Primates; Galagidae. The coding region runs from base 577 to 2646 and encodes 689 amino acids. Gene Ontology annotation, biological process: mRNA splicing, via spliceosome. The record is from RefSeq and is a predicted model, not a curated record. Gene Ontology annotation, cellular component: RES complex; U2-type spliceosomal complex.